AUGAGGUUCAAGACUCAAAACACCUACCUCCGUCCUCAUCGGUUCAACACGCUCACACACUCACCACUACGCGACAUGGAUCCUCAACCAUAUAACCGCUGGGUCGUGGCCGGCUUCAUCAUCAUCCACGUGGUCCUCCUCUGCUGGAUCCUCUCCAUCUCCAUCGCCCUCCAGCGCGAUCGCCACGCCCGCCUAGUUGGACGCAAACUUACACAACGACCUUUCCGAAACAGGAGGGCAGAGUUUCCGUGGAAGGACGCACUUCGGGAGACGGAGGUGGUUGCGGAUGAUGGCGCUGAGCCUUUGCUGCCGACGUCGCCUCGGGGCACGGGAUGGGGAUCGGGAAACAGACGGACGAGCUGGAAGCACAAUGAUGAGUGGGGAGAAGGCGCGUUUGCAUGA
Fusarium keratoplasticum is the source of this 402-nucleotide messenger RNA. RefSeq lists its product as uncharacterized. NCBI's taxonomy places the organism in Eukaryota, Fungi, Ascomycota, Sordariomycetes, Hypocreales, Nectriaceae. The record is from RefSeq and is a predicted model, not a curated record. Bases 1 to 402 code for a protein of 133 amino acids. The transcript has a single exon.